Molecule: messenger RNA, 1790 nt
Organism: Lucilia cuprina (Australian sheep blowfly)
Lineage: Eukaryota; Metazoa; Arthropoda; Insecta; Diptera; Calliphoridae
Product: galactose mutarotase-like
Exons: 2
Coding region: 642-1730 (362 amino acids)
Biological process (GO): beta-D-galactose catabolic process via UDP-galactose, Leloir pathway; glucose metabolic process
Molecular function (GO): carbohydrate binding; aldose 1-epimerase activity
Source: RefSeq, a predicted model, not a curated record
CAUUUUAAAAUCUUUAAAUGCACUCGUUUCUACUUUCCUCAUUUACACUUAUUAUCAGUGAUAGAUUUCUUUGUUUUAUAUUAAAUUCUAAACACACCUUCGAUUUUCUCAGUGCUUCAACUUCCUCCCCGCGGAAAAUAAAUAAUACAUAAUAUUAAUUAAAAACCUGUUACUUCAUCAAUUGAUUUGCCAGAGAGAAUCAAAAUAUUGCAAAUUCUUGUAUGAAUACAAUAGCGGCCGCUAGCGAUAGACGACUAUCGAAUAUAACAAAAUCUAACGUAAAUUUUAUUUGCCAAACAUAAAUAUACCGAAACGUCUUGUGGUUUGUGUUCGUAAUUAUAAUCACAAAGAAAAUUGCAUUAUUUGAGAGUAAAUUUAAUAAAUUUACACAUACGCUUUAACAUCCAUAUUAAUACGCUCUUGGUAAACAACACAAUUUGCUUAAUAAAAUAAAUUGAUAGAAAUAAAAUUGCUGUAGCUCAGAGAUAAUUUAUAGUUUGUUAAAUAAACAGAUGUUUAAAAGUGUUUUUCUGUGUUGAAGGGGCACUUUUAAACUUUUUUAUAGUUUAGUUGCAAUUUAGCAUUUCAUUAAAACACAGUGAAAAGGAAUUGUUUUAAAACAAGUAUUAAAAGUCCCCAUCAUGGUCGUAGUUAAAGAGGAAGAUUUCGGCACCAUAGUUGAUCCUAUGACUAAACAACCGGCUAAAGUACGUCGUAUAACCCUCUCAAAUGACCACCGAAUGUCGGUUCAACUUUUGACAUUGGGUGUGAAUAUAGCUAGUGUACGUUUGCCGGAUAGAAACGGUCAAGUCGAUGAAUUAUCUUUAAGUUUUGAUAAUGUCGAAGGUUAUAUAGCCACACAACCGGCAUACAUAGGUGCCACAAUGGGUCGUGUAGCAAAUCGUGUGGCCAAUGGUCGUUUUACUUUGAAUGGAAAAGAGAUUCAAGUUACCAAGAAUUUCAAAGAUAAAUAUCAAUUACAUGGUGGUUUUAUUGGUUUUGAUAGUGUCAUCUGGGAGGUGGUACAAACUCUAGCAGACGGUGUUGUUUUCAAGCAUAUUUCACCGGAUGGUCAUGAGGGUUAUCCGGGAGAGGUAACCUGUACCAUAACCUGUACUUUAAAUGACAACAACGAAUUUCGCAUGCAAAUUGAGGCCACCACCAAUCAGACGACUUGUGUUAAUGUUACCAAUCAUGCUUACUUUAAUUUGGCGGGUCAUAAUUCCGGUAAACUGGGUCUUAGUCAACACACUGUCAUGAUUAAUGCCGAUAAUAUAGUAGAUACCGAUUUAGACCAAAUACCCACCGGCAAAUUGUCACCGGUAGCUAAUACUGUGUAUGAUUUAAAAACUCCUGCUAAAAUGGCCGACCGUUUACCCCUGUUUAAGGAUAAACCUAUUAAUGGUUAUGACAACUGCUAUUGUGUGAAUUUGGAAGGUAAUAAAACAACGCGCAUAGCACGUGUAGAACAUCCGGAAAGUGGACGUUGGCUAGAGAUUUUAACCAAUCAGCCUGGAGUGCAAUUUUAUACUUCUAACAAUCUGCCGGAUGUGGAGAAUGGUGCCCCCGCUUUAGAGGGAAAAGGUGGUGCUCGUUAUGUUAAACAUGGAGCAUUUUGUUUGGAAACUCAAAAAUAUCCCGACUCCGUGAAUCAUACAAAUUUUCCUACAAUAUUUUUAAAUCCAGGCGAGAAAUAUUAUCAUGAUGUUGUUUAUAAAUUUGGUAAUUGAUAAUAUUACAAAAAAAUAACUAUAAAAAUAUUAAUAAAAACUUCAUUUUAAUAAAACAUU